This is a messenger RNA of Penicillium macrosclerotiorum, 1020 nucleotides long. Its product is annotated as acyl-CoA desaturase. Gene Ontology annotation, molecular function: heme binding; oxidoreductase activity, acting on paired donors, with oxidation of a pair of donors resulting in the reduction of molecular oxygen to two molecules of water. The record is from RefSeq and is a predicted model, not a curated record. The transcript is spliced from 2 exons. The coding region runs from base 1 to 1020 and encodes 339 amino acids. Lineage: Eukaryota; Fungi; Ascomycota; Eurotiomycetes; Eurotiales; Aspergillaceae. Gene Ontology annotation, biological process: lipid metabolic process.
AUGUAUCUCUCUCUCUCACGCUUCCACUGGCAUCACAUUUUCGGGCUCGUUAUAUGGCCCCUUUGGAUUCCGCUAAGAUAUCCAUACGUGCCAGCGCAAAGAGAAACAGUGAUUCUCGCUUCUAUCUACGCCGUCAUUCAGGGACUCUGUAUUACGAUAGACACCGAGCUGGAUCCAUAUAACGCACGGAAGGGAUUCUGGUAUUCCCAUAUGGGAUGGCUUCUAGUUCGACAAGAUGAUAUCAUGAAGCAAUGGGACGUGGAUAUCUCUGAUCUAGAAAAUGACCCCGUUGUCGAAUGGCAGGACCGAUAUUACCUGCCUCUUUCGGUCUUCAUGACAUACAUCUUCCCGGCGCUAAUAGCUUGGGUUGGUUGGAGGGAUCUGCCUGGGGGCCUCUUUUGGGCUGGGACGGUGCGCAUGCAUGUCGGAUUGCAUUUGACAUUUUUGGUUAAUUCAGUCGCGCAUUGGGCUGGAAGCAGACCAUAUUCCUCACGAACCACAGCCCGGGAUAAUCCUAUGAUUGCGUUGCUAACGCUGGGUGAAAGUUAUCAUAAUUUCCAUCAUGAAUUUCCGACCGAUUAUCGGAAUGGGGUGGCUUGGUUUGAUAUAGACAUAUCGAAAUGGAUCAUCUGGUCAUUGGCCCAGGUUGGACUGGCAACCAACCUAAAUAAGGUCCCAAAUGAAGUCAUUCAAGCCUGUCGGCAGCCUAAAAGCCAGAGGCAGCAUGCUGAUCGCGAUGGUGGCGAUGAAAUUCGGGCGAUAGAUUGGGACGAAUAUGUUCGGCAAGCAGCGAGCGGUAGAGCCCUUGUGGCGAUUGCCGGUUUUGUCUAUGAUGUGACUGACUUCCUGGAUGCACACCCGGGAGGGAAGGUCUUGAGUAUGGGUAUCGGAAAGGACGCAACGGCCAUGUUUUACGGCGGUGUGUUUCAACACUCUGUGGCUGCGAGUAGCAUUCUGUCCACUAUGCAAGUAUAUGUAAUCCGGGGAGGGGCCCAAGUGGAAAUACUGAAAAAAGAAUAG